AUGCGAGCUUCAUGGCUCCUUGGUAUGAGGCGCACACUGCGUCUGGGUGUUGAAACGGCCUCGCAUUCGCCAGUACAAAUGGCCUCUGAUAUGCUUUUGCCUCCCAAACAGCUUUUCCGAGCACUCUUGCGUGCUCAUCGCCUACACUUGCCGCUGGAGAUGCGCAGCCUGGGUGAUGACUAUGUUAAGGCAGAAUUUCGCCGACACCAACAUAUUGACAAUCCACUUCAUAUUGUUGGUUUUUGCUCACAAUGGAAGAUGUAUUUAGACGCUAUUUUGCGCGAGGCGCAAAAUUCGAAUGGCGAAGUGCAUGGCAAAAGCUUGGAUCCCCAUUUGAUUGAUCGUUUCUCUGAUGAGCAGCUGUAUCAAUUGUAUGAGCUCAAGCUUGCGACCAACGACGUUUUUGACCCAAAAAAGGCGCAGAGCAAGCCGCCAGCACCUGAUAACUCUGGCGAUACACCUUAA
Malassezia restricta is the source of this 465-nucleotide messenger RNA. Its product is annotated as mitochondrial protein involved in assembly of succinate dehydrogenase. Gene Ontology annotation, biological process: succinate metabolic process; mitochondrial respiratory chain complex II assembly. The record is from RefSeq and is a predicted model, not a curated record. Bases 1 to 465 code for a protein of 154 amino acids. NCBI's taxonomy places the organism in Eukaryota, Fungi, Basidiomycota, Malasseziomycetes, Malasseziales, Malasseziaceae. The transcript has a single exon. Gene Ontology annotation, cellular component: mitochondrion; mitochondrial intermembrane space.